AUGUUGCUGCUGGCUAGAAGUUCCAAGAUUUGGCCCAGGCUCUCUCAGCUCAAGCCCCAACUCAUUCCUAGGACCUUGGGAGGUGAGGCCCUAGGUAUGAUGUCCAGAGCAUUGUCAGGGCAAAGCUUACCCCAAGGCCCUAAGCUGCAAACCCGGUUGCUGAUCACUGCCCUGUUUGGGGCUGGGCUGGGCUGGGCCUGGCUUGCCGCAAAGGCAGAGAAGGAGCAGCGUCGGCGGCAGCAGCGGAUAGAGGCCUUGCGCCAGGCUGCUGUGGGCCAGGGCGACUUCAGCCUGCUGGAUCAUAGAGGCAGGCCUCGAUGCAAGGCUGACUUCAGAGGCCAGUGGGUGCUGAUGUACUUUGGCUUUACCCACUGCCCUGACAUCUGCCCAGAUGAACUAGAGAAGCUUGUGCAGGUGGUGCAGCGGCUGGAGGCAGAGCCUAGUCUGCCCCUAGUGCAGCCCAUCUUCAUCACUGUGGAUCCUGAACGGGACGAUGUGGCAGCCAUGGCCAGAUAUGUGCGGGACUUCCACCCAAGGCUGCUAGGUCUGACUGGUUCUGCAGAACAGGUGGCCCAGGUUAGCCAGAGCUACCGUGUGUACUAUAGUGCUGGUCCCAAAGAUGAAGACCAGGACUAUAUCGUGGACCAUUCCAUUGCUAUCUACCUGCUCAACCCUGAUGGCCUCUUCACUGACUACUAUGGUCGUAGCAGAUCAGCUGAGCAGAUUGCAGACAGUGUGAAGCAACACAUGGGUACUUUCCACAGCAUCCUGUCCUGAACCACCAAAGCCUGGCUGUCAUUAAAUCAGUGUACUUAA
Messenger RNA from Perognathus longimembris pacificus (Pacific pocket mouse), 816 nucleotides. It is a transcript of the gene Sco2, whose product is annotated as protein SCO2 homolog, mitochondrial. The record is from RefSeq and is a predicted model, not a curated record. Gene Ontology annotation, molecular function: copper chaperone activity; copper ion binding. The coding region runs from base 1 to 777 and encodes 258 amino acids. The transcript has a single exon. Lineage: Eukaryota; Metazoa; Chordata; Mammalia; Rodentia; Heteromyidae. Gene Ontology annotation, biological process: mitochondrial respiratory chain complex IV assembly; intracellular copper ion homeostasis. Gene Ontology annotation, cellular component: mitochondrial inner membrane.